UUAACCAAUCAAUGUUUUUUGUCUCACAUCAGACGUCAAUGAUUGGUCAGGAAUGGUGACACUUAUUCCUGCACUCUUUAAAUUCACUUCUGUUCUGGUCUGUACCUUUACCACACUUAAGAUAUAGUAAGAACAAGAAGUUCUUAUAUUAUAAUAAUCCAAUUAUUUCUUGUUUUCAAUAGUAUUGCUUAAAUAUGGUUGAGCAAUUUGUUGGGAAAUGGAAAAUGACUUCAAGUGAGAACUUUGAUGAAUACUUAAAGGCUGUAGGUGCUGGUUUUGCUUUCCGGCAAAUAGCAAGCCUUGCAAAACCCAACGUGACAUUUGUUGUGGAUGAGCAGGGUUUCAUCUUCAUGAAAGCUGUUACUUCAUUUAAGACCUUUGAACUCAAAUUCAAAUUAGAUGAAGAAUUUGAUGAGGCAACGGCAGGCGGCAAGAAAGCGAAGAAUACAAUGAGCCUUGUGGAUAAUAAACUUAUUCAAAAACAGACCUGGGAGGGCAAUACCACAACAAUCGAAAGAGAGAUUAAAGACUCAAAACUGAUAGUGACAUGUACCAUGAAUGAUGUGGUCGCUAUCAGGACUUAUGAGAGGGAUGAAUGACUGCCUGAACUCCUGAUUUUAAUAUGGUUUAACUUUACUGCCUCUUUAAUUCAGUGUCCAACAGAAUUUGUUUUGUUGCAAGAAAAAAUGGUUUAUAAGUACAAU
Molecule: messenger RNA, 704 nt
Organism: Paramisgurnus dabryanus
Lineage: Eukaryota; Metazoa; Chordata; Actinopteri; Cypriniformes; Cobitidae
Source: RefSeq, a predicted model, not a curated record